AUGACAUUUGCAGAUUCGAAAGGUGAAGUGCGUGAAAUGCUUUUUCCGAAGGCAUUGGAUUUGUAUCGACCAAAACGCCCGCGCACAACGUUUUCGACAUAUCAACUGAACGAACUCGAAAAAGAAUACGAACAAAAUCCGUAUCUGAUUGGCGAGGAUCGUGUGAAGCUGGCCGAUAAACUGAAACUCACUGACACACAGGUGAUGAAUGAUUCGUUGAAUGUCAGCCGUUCAUUCGAUACGAUUCGAAUGUCAGUGAAAAUAUACAGCUUAUCGCAUCUUAUCAUGUCGCUUCUCGUUGAUACACCGAUUCUGGAAGCCUUUCCAACAAUCCUUUAA
Messenger RNA from Anisakis simplex (herring worm), 339 nucleotides. The record is from the annotation of a GenBank genome assembly. Lineage: Eukaryota; Metazoa; Nematoda; Chromadorea; Rhabditida; Anisakidae.